Molecule: messenger RNA, 2655 nt
Organism: Xenopus laevis (African clawed frog)
Lineage: Eukaryota; Metazoa; Chordata; Amphibia; Anura; Pipidae
Gene: clpx.S
Product: caseinolytic mitochondrial matrix peptidase chaperone subunit X S homeolog
Exons: 14
Coding region: 206-2083 (625 amino acids)
Biological process (GO): protein folding
Cellular component (GO): mitochondrion; mitochondrial nucleoid; mitochondrial matrix
Molecular function (GO): ATP hydrolysis activity; ATP binding; ATP-dependent protein folding chaperone
Source: RefSeq, a predicted model, not a curated record
UUACCUACGUCCAGUGCGCCGGGCUGACGACCGUCGCUGCUAGUUGGGCCUGGUUCCGUGUCCCCGCUGCUAGCUCCGUCUUUCUUUGCUACUUACUCAAGUCCCCAGCCUUAAGCAACGGCUCAAACAAAUACGUUCUCACUUGGCCGGUGUCAGGCUUUCACCACGCUUUUAUCUUGUGCGUUCGACGGACCGUAGGGGGGCCAUGUCCCAUCCCGGCUGUUUCUGUACGGCCAGAAGUAUCGCCAGUUCUUUAAACAGAGGUUUCGUGUGUGGCCGGGGACAUCUCGCUUUAUUAAAAAGACCAAGAAGUUCAGAAUUUCAUUUGGUACGGAAGGUCCCAUUCAGGCAUUUUACAGCGACAACUGUGUAUUAUGCCUCUAAAGAUGCCAGUAAAGAUGGAUCUGGAGAUGGAAAUAAGAAAUCGGUAGGAGAAGGUGCAAGUAAGAAAUCGUCUGGUGGUUCUGGGAAAGGAGGGAAUCAGCUGCGCUGCCCAAAGUGUGGAGAUCUGUGCACCCAUGUGGAAACCUUUGUCUCCUCUACUCGUUUUGUGAAGUGUGAAAAAUGCCAUCACUUCUUUGUUGUGUUAUCCGAGGCGGAUUCAAAGAAAACCAUCAGCAAGGACCCCGAGACUGCUGCAGAAGCAGUGAAAUUGGCAUUUCAGCAAAAACCUCCUCCACCCCCAAAGAAGAUCUAUAACUACCUCGACAAGUUUGUAGUGGGUCAGCCAUUUGCAAAGAAGGUGCUGUCAGUUGCUGUAUACAAUCAUUACAAACGGAUAUAUAAUAAUUUUCCGUCAAACCUCCGGCAGCAAGCAGAGGUGGAGAAACAGGCAUCUUUAACACCAAGAGAGUUAGAGAUAAGAAGACGGGAGGAUGAGUACAGAUUUACAAAGCUGCUGCAGAUUGCUGGAAUCAGCCCUCAUGGAAAUAAUGCCUUAGGAGCAUCUAUGCAGCAGCAAGUAAACCAGCAGAUGCCACAGGAAAGGAGAGGAGGGGAAGUACUGGACUCCAACCAUGAUGAGAUCAAACUGGAGAAAAGUAACAUUCUACUUCUUGGUCCAACAGGCUCUGGUAAAACUCUGUUGGCACAGACACUGGCAAAAUGUUUGGAUGUACCUUUUGCAAUCUGUGACUGUACAACAUUAACCCAAGCUGGCUACGUGGGAGAGGACAUUGAGUCUGUGAUUGCUAAAUUGCUGCAGGAUGCCAACUACAACGUGGAAAAGGCACAGCAGGGAAUUGUAUUCUUGGAUGAAGUAGACAAAAUUGGCAGUGUACCAGGUAUCCAUCAGUUACGUGAUGUUGGUGGCGAAGGUGUUCAGCAGGGCUUGUUAAAACUUCUGGAAGGCACCAUUGUUAAUGUCCCAGAAAAGAACUCGCGCAAACUGAGAGGAGAAACGGUACAAGUCGACACAACCAAUAUCCUCUUUGUGGCAUCUGGUGCUUUUAACGGUCUGGAUAGCAUCAUCAGCCGAAGGAAGAACGAGAAGUAUUUAGGUUUUGGGAUAACUUCAAAUUUGGGCAAAGGAAGGCGAGCAGCAGCUGCAGCUGACCAAGCCAAUGCCAGUUCAGAAUCUGAUGCUGUGCAGGACAUUGAGGAGAAAGACAGAUUUUUGAGACUUGUGGAGGCCAGGGACCUUAUCGACUUUGGCAUGAUUCCUGAGUUUGUGGGCCGCUUACCUGUGGUGGUUCCUCUGCAUAGCCUGGAUGAACAAACCCUUGUGCGGAUCCUUACAGAGCCACGCAAUGCAGUAGUGCCACAAUAUCAAGCCCUCUUCAGUAUGGAUAAGUGCGAGUUAAGCUUUAGCGAAGAUGCUUUGAGGGCCAUUGCCAGACUGGCUCUUGAAAGAAAAACUGGUGCUAGAGGACUCCGGUCUAUAAUGGAAAAGCUACUACUGGAACCAAUGUUUGAAGUUCCCAACUCUGACAUAGUAUGUGUGGAGCUGGACCAGGAAGUGGUAGAAGGAAAGAAGGACCCCAGAUAUGUCAAGACCCAAAGAAAAGAAGUGACCGAGGAAGAGUAUGAUUCUGGAGUUGAGGAGGAAGGCUGGUCACGACAAGCUGAUGCUGCAAACAAUUAGUUCCAUUGGUUUUCUUGUCCGUUGCUUCCCAAAAUGUGUAGUUGACACAGUAUUUACUAUCCAGAAAAAUGAGGAAUAAUUAUUAAAACAAUUGAAGCAAUUAAUUUUAAGAAUGCUUCAUAUUUCUACUGAUAGCAGGCAAUUUAUACAAUGUCAUGAUGCUAAAGACAACAAAAAAAAAUCACUUUCGGGCAAUUUUUUUUGAGAUCGAACUGAUCUAAGCCCUUGAGCAGUUAAUUUUCCAAUUAUGUUUCAUAACGGAAAUGUGGUGUUUGAGAAACGCAGAAAAGCUUUUAUUUUGGAGGUUGCAUAUUGGGCUAAUGAAGAGCCUUCUCCCCAUGAUAUUUUACACAUUUUCUAUUUGAUUACUACCAAUAACAGUUCAUUGUUUUUUUUUUUUUAUCUUAAUUUUGUUUUAGCCUGUGGCUGGUUACUAAAUUUUUUUAACAUCUAAAUGGUUGUUCAUGUCAGCAUUUACCAGCACAUUUAUAAUACGUACAAGCUACUUUUCACUGCGUAUGCACAGCUCAUAUGUGCUCUGGCCAGUAGAGUGCAGGUGGGUAAAUUCACAG